CUGUCGCUCAACGCCGGUCCUCGCCUAAAACCUAAAACCCUAAACCCUCUGCACAGGGAUUGGGAAGAAGAAAACCCAACAAUAUAAACUUUUUCUAACUUUUUUUCUUUCAAUUCUGGAAUAAUGGAGCAAAGAUUGGGAAAUACAUGGCGAAUGACAGUGAAUGAGAAGAAGUUCAUAGAAUCUGCUUUAGAAUCUGAACUAAGAGUUGAUGGUCGCCGUCCUUUUGAUUAUCGAGCCCUCACUAUCAAGUUCGGCAGAGAAGAUGGUUCAUCAGAAGUUCAACUAGGGCAAACUCAUAUUAUGAGUUUUGUUACGUCGCAACUAGUGCAACCUUAUCGAGAUCGACCAAACGAAGGAACUCUUUCAGUAUUUACUGAGUUUUCACCAAUGGCGGAUCCUUCUUUUGAGGCAGGUCGUCCUUCAGAGUCUGCUGUUGAGUUGGGUCGCAUUAUUGACAGAGGGUUAAGGGAAAGUAGGGCUGUGGACACUGAAUCACUCUGUGUUGUGGCUGGGAAGUGGGUGUGGUCAAUUCGUAUUGAUCUCCAUAUUUUGGACAAUGGAGGUAAUCUUGUUGAUGCUGCCAAUAUUGCUGCUUUAGCUGCGCUUUUGACAUUUCGGAGGCCUGAAUGUACACUAGGAGGAGAUGACGGGCAGGAAGUGACACUGCAUCCACCCGAGGUGAGGGAGCCACUUCCCUUGGUUGUACACCAUCUACCUAUAGCAGUAACUUUUGCAUUUAUUGGAGACGAGCAUAUGGUUAUAGAUCCAACACAUCAUGAAGAAGCUGUUAUGGGAGGAAGAAUGUCCGUCACCCUGAAUGCAAAUGGUGAUGUCUGUGCAAUUCAAAAAGCUGGAGGACAUGGUGUCAUGCAAAGUGUUGUCAUGCAGUGUCUACGCAUAGCAUCAGUAAAAGCCGGAGAUAUAACUAGCAAAAUUAAAACAGUUGUUGAAUCUUAUAAAACAGAGAGAGCUCUCAGAAUGGUCAAGCGACAUGCUCCAAUUAAUGCUGUUGAUGUCAAUGAACCAGGUGGAAAGGCUAAGCAAAUUUUGGAGGGGCAAAAAUUGAAAUCAGAAGAGUGCAGUGCUAGUCAGAGCGAUGGCAUGGAUGUCGAGCAGGGUAGAAUCAACAAGAGGACUGAUAAGAACCGGAGUUUCACAGGCGGGCCAUCCAGUUGGGAUCCAUAUUCAGAGGGUGUCAACACUGACGAAUUGAAAGCUACUCUUGCUUCUCGUGGUUCAGUUGCAGUGCCUAUGAAUCUAGACAAUUUAGGUGAUACUAUUAGAGAUGAAACAAAAUCAGAUGAACCACUUUCAGAUGUUAAUCCAGUAUCUUCCUCGACUGACUCAGCUGGAAAAGAAAUGGCAACGAGCAAAGAAAAAACUUUACAAGAUGCUGUUAAGCCUAAAAACAAGCGGAAAAAGAAGAAAUCGUCUAAUACUGCCGCAGUUUAGAGAAUGCAUGUGUGAUCUAUCUUCUUGAGGUUGAAAUUACUCUGCAUGGUAAUAGUAAAUUCUGUGAGUAAUUGCACAGUUGGAGAGGCUCAUGAAGUUCCUGAUGCAAGGAGUUACAUCAUUGUUUCUCAAAUCGAAGGACAUGAAUUGAAACCAUUGCCAUUGAUGUUCAGUGUGAAUGGAUGAUUAAAGAAUGCCGCAUUUGGUAUCGGUUACCUAGCUUGAGUUCAAAUCACUUGAUCCCGCAGCAGAACUAGUGGCAUUCUGAAAUCUUGAUUUGAACUUCUUUCUCAGACUUGAACUCGGGACUCAGAGGAAAGACUAAAAAUGCUUUGUUCUCGAGAGUUUUCGCUUUUUCUGAGCUUUUGAUGUUUUCUUUGUCCUUGUAGAGGAUUUCUAUAUGUAGAGUUAUAGAGAAAAGACAAACACAUUGUAGACACUCUUCUGCUAGACUUGACUGACCAACUAUUUAUG
Molecule: messenger RNA, 1929 nt
Organism: Solanum verrucosum
Lineage: Eukaryota; Viridiplantae; Streptophyta; Magnoliopsida; Solanales; Solanaceae
Product: exosome complex component RRP45A-like
Exons: 11
Coding region: 124-1455 (443 amino acids)
Biological process (GO): U1 snRNA 3'-end processing; U5 snRNA 3'-end processing; U4 snRNA 3'-end processing
Cellular component (GO): cytoplasmic exosome (RNase complex); nuclear exosome (RNase complex)
Source: RefSeq, a predicted model, not a curated record